AUGGCUGCGACCGGGCAGGCAGUACCUCUUUGCAUCGUAUGGCGUCCCGUUGUUCUCAGCUUCUCUUUUACCAAGAAGGAAAUCGAGGCUGGUUCAUGGCAGACGCUACGUGACAACCUCGAGCAGCUUGACAUCAAGUACAUAGGUACUUACGAACAGCUCACCACCCACGUGGUUAGCAAGAAACGCAACACAUCCAAGACACUUCAGGCACUGGUCAAUGGCAAACCUAUCGUAUCUGACGGUUUUAUCACCGCCAUUGUCGAGGCUGCCACAGUGCCUGAUGACGCUGGAACGGGAACGCCCAGUGCAUUGGAGAGCACCUUCGAUGAGGCCUGGCCCAACGCCGCUGAUUACCUGCCACCUCGCGGUGAUGAGCCUACCGAACGACCGCCAGCCGAUUAUGCACCCGACGAGCGGCGACAAGAUGUUUUCGCUGGAUACACCUUCGUGUUCUACAACCAGAAGCAACACGAGAACCUUGCGCCUGUUGUUCAGUGGGGCAAAGGCAAGGCUUUCUUCAAAGAAGUAGUGGAAGGCGUCACCGAGGUAGAUGACUUUGUGCGCUACGUCAAAGAGGUUGCCGGUGAAAAGGGGACUGGGUCAUUUGAGGAUGGCAGUGACGGGAAAAGAGUCGUUGUGGUGCGACAUGCCCCUGGAAAGGGCGAUGACGUUGAGUGGUGGACCAACUUCUACACGAGCUUUGCCAGACAUCUCGACCAUCGGCCUCCCGACCAAAAGGAGUUUCUGGAGGCCAUCCUCGCAUGCGAUGCAUCUCUACUCCGACGACGCCUCGAAGAAGACACCCAACCUACAUCAACCGCAAAUCCCACCCAAAUCGCCCAACCUCAGUCGGGGGAUCGCAUGCAAGUCGAUCCACGCGACAGAGAAAAUGACGAACCUACCCCGGCUCGACGACGAGCUCGCGCAGGUGGUAGGUCUCGCUUCAAGGGUUUCGAUUUCGAUUCCGAUAACGACGAAGACGAUUCCAUGGCAGACGUUCCUGCUGCUCCAGCUACAAAGGCAACACAAUUAGCCGCGGAGAUGCCAGCAUCGCAAGACAGCCAAAGUCUCUUCGUCUCACAGCAACCAGAACAAUUCGAUGAUGAUUUCUCAGGGCAAGAAUCACGUCCCGCCGCCGCCACCACACGCGCUACCCGUAGCCAAAAGCCAACGCGUAAACGAGCGCUGUCACCACUGCUCGAGCAUGAUGUAUCAGAAUUACUAGAUGCCAUUGCCCCCACCGCCGCCGCCGCCAAAAAGAGGCGCAUUGAGGCCGGACAACCCGCCAUCCCCCAGCCGACUCCCGAACCAGAGGGGCCACCAGCUGUAGAGGAUGACAAAGACGACGCCAACAGCAUAUCCGACUCACAGGGUAAGGAGAAGAAGGGAGCCAAAGGCAAAGGUAAAAAAGCCAAGAAAGGAGACGGUGACAACAUCAUCGAACUCGCCCGCCAAAAGCGCGAAGAGGCCGAGGCUCUCGCGGCCGCCGAGCGUCAAGCGCUGCUGGACUCGACCGCCGACGACGAGAUUGACUAUGCCGCCAUCCGCCGCCUUCACAUCAUCGAGGAGUUCGAGGUGCGGAUGCCGAACCGCGAUCUCGACAAUGCAGAGGAGGGAGAAGAAGGCUUCGCCGACGCCAGCGGCGGCAGAAGAGGAGGGCGCACGCGCGAGCAAGACAUUGCCGAUGGCAGGUGGGAUCCGCGCUGGAACGGCCGGAAGAACUUUAAAAAGUUCCGUAAGCAGAAGCCGGGAGUUGACAAUUCUGGUGCCGGUGACGCUGUUGACGAGCAACAGCAGCAACGACGUCUCGUCAUCACGCUAGAGGAAGUCAAGCCCAAAGAAUACGGCAUUGGGGACGAUUGCUGGCUUGAAGAUGCCGGUAGUAAUAGUCGACGCAACACUCAGGGACAGGGGGGACAAUCGCAGAGUCAAGCCCGGGCUGGGACAUUGGCAGCAACCGGCACUUCACAAAAUCCGGCCGAUAACAGGUCCCGUGGUCUUCCCACGAGAAGGAUGCUCAUGGCGGUGGAUAGUAGUGACGAGGAAGGCUCGGAUGACAACGGUGGCGGAGAAGGAAGCACCGUAAUCCCAGAAACCGGAUCACCACCGCCGCCCUACUCAGCGACAGCGGCAUCGGAACCUCCAAGGUCGCGAGCAGCCAAAUCAGCUGAGAAGGCAUCAGCUGCGAGGAGAACGCGGCAGACUACCGCCACGACAACAGUGGGCACCACGACACAAGCAGAAGCUGCAUCAUCCGGAUCGGGUGCGGGUAGCAAGCAUGGUGCUCCAGCGAGUGGGGGUGAAAGGAGUAGCGGACAGCCGGCGGCGAAGAGGGCGAGGACAACAGGAACGGGAAGCAGGAGGCGGUUUGGGGUUGAGGAUAGUGCAGAGGGUAGUGAUGAGAGUGAUGAUGGGUUGAAGUUUAGGUUUGGCAGGAGGAGGUAAGGCGUUAUAGUAUUGAUAUAACUGGGUGUAGCUCCAAAGAUAUAGAAGAGACUGGUAUUGUCACAUGACAACGAUGGAAACUUGCAC
Molecule: messenger RNA, 2535 nt
Organism: Neurospora tetrasperma FGSC 2508
Lineage: Eukaryota; Fungi; Ascomycota; Sordariomycetes; Sordariales; Sordariaceae
Exons: 2
Coding region: 1-2448 (815 amino acids)
Biological process (GO): double-strand break repair via homologous recombination; mitotic G2 DNA damage checkpoint signaling
Cellular component (GO): Mre11 complex
Molecular function (GO): damaged DNA binding
Source: RefSeq, a predicted model, not a curated record